AUGUCGACGCCRUCACUCGCCCCAUUUAUCAUGAAGCGGCYAUGGCUGCAGAAGUGGAUGCAGCCCCUGUCCCGCUGGUACCUCGACAGCGCGGGAUACCGCAAGUUGGGAUUGAGAGCCGAUGACCUGAUUGCAGAGGAGAGCCCCGAAGUGCAGCUCGCCCUCAAGCGUUUGUCGCCCAAGGAAGCAUAUGACCGCGUCUUCCGCAUGCGACGGGCCGUUCAGUGCUCGAUUGCGCAUCAAUUGCUACCAAAGCACGAGUGGACCAAGCCUGAUGAUGACUACCCAUACCUCUCGCCUAUCAUCCGCGCCAUUGAGACGGAGCAAGCGGAGCGCGCCGACCUUGAGAGCAUGCAAAUCACCAAGCCCAAGUCCAAGAAAUAG
Messenger RNA from Ramularia collo-cygni, 384 nucleotides. Its product is annotated as probable ubiquinol--cytochrome-c reductase. NCBI's taxonomy places the organism in Eukaryota, Fungi, Ascomycota, Dothideomycetes, Mycosphaerellales, Mycosphaerellaceae. Gene Ontology annotation, biological process: mitochondrial electron transport, ubiquinol to cytochrome c. The coding region runs from base 1 to 384 and encodes 127 amino acids. The transcript is spliced from 4 exons. The record is from RefSeq and is a predicted model, not a curated record.